This is a messenger RNA of Nicotiana tabacum (common tobacco), 930 nucleotides long. The record is from RefSeq and is a predicted model, not a curated record. NCBI's taxonomy places the organism in Eukaryota, Viridiplantae, Streptophyta, Magnoliopsida, Solanales, Solanaceae.
AUGUGGUAUCGUAACCUACCCCCAAAUUCAAUUGAUUCAUUUGCCAUGUUGGCAGACUCUUUUUUGAGGGCGCACGCUGGUACCAUCAAGGUCACCACCAGGAAGUCCGAUGUCUUCAAAAUCAAACAAAGAGAAAAUGAGAUGCUAAGGAAAUUUGUAUCUCGCUUUCAGAUUGAGCAAAUGGAAUUACCACCAGUGUCUGAUGACUGGUAUCAAUCAAAAAUCGCGGUCGAAGACGAUCAAUUAGGCGUCCCCUUGGGCUCAGUAUAUCCUAGCAGGCUCUUAACAAAGGAACAAAGGGUUACAGAAAGGCAGUCAAGGAAAAGCAAGGAAAGAUACUACCUAUAUAUGGAAGAUCGAAGAAACGCCCCAAGGCGUAAUAUACCUCGAGGUGAUCGAAGGACAGAUCAAGGUCAAAGCUCCCGGGGACUCAUGAGUAAAGCCGGGUUCGAUAGGUACACUGGGCCGGUAAAGUCACCCCGGCUAUCCGAGUAUAACUUCAACGUCGAUGUCUCGGACAUCGUAUCGACCAUAGGUAAAAUCAAAGAUACCAAGUGGCCAAAACCUAUACUAUCAGACCCUUCACAGAGAAACCCUAACUUGGUAUGCAAAUAUCACUGCACUCACGGUCCUAGAACCGAGGAUUGUAGACAGCUUCGAGAAGAUUUAGCCCGACUGAUCAGUGAAGGGCACCUUCGAGAUUUCCUCAGUGAUCGAGAUAAAAAUCAAUUUUGGGAAAGAGAGGCUAGCAGGAAAAGCGAACCGGAAGAACCACAACAUGGCAUCCACAUGAUCGUUGGAGGGGCCGACGCCCCACAGGGACUGGUUGUCAAGCGAACGAAAAUAUCCAUCAGCAGGGAAAAGCGAACUCAGAGUCACGUAUUGGAGGGCGCUCUCACAGGACAUCGAUACCUUGUCUCAGCCUCAUAA